Messenger RNA from Bombus pascuorum, 2505 nucleotides. RefSeq names its product odorant receptor 13a-like. Gene Ontology annotation, cellular component: plasma membrane. The record is from RefSeq and is a predicted model, not a curated record. Gene Ontology annotation, biological process: sensory perception of smell; detection of chemical stimulus involved in sensory perception of smell. The transcript is spliced from 8 exons. NCBI's taxonomy places the organism in Eukaryota, Metazoa, Arthropoda, Insecta, Hymenoptera, Apidae. Gene Ontology annotation, molecular function: olfactory receptor activity; odorant binding. Bases 368 to 1627 code for a protein of 419 amino acids.
AUAUUCUAUGGCAAAGAUGUGCAAAUAAUGUAUGAUCCAAGUAUAUAACUUCAAAGGAGACUAGACAUAUUCAUUAAAUGACCGUUCCCGUAUGACUGUAUACUUUCUUUUAUACGUUUUAGCAAAAAGUACUCCACAAAGCAAAUAUGUCAUUAUGCUCUUAAUAAUUUAGGGAAACGAUUAAACGUGUUAAACUUACAAUGUUUCGCUGUUUAAAAGUAGUUGUCCAGUAAUGACGGAAUGAGUCCUAAACAUGGAUAAAAUCUAAAUUGUGUGGAAACAUAGUUUUUAAAUGUGCAAAUAAUGUCAUUUAUUUAAAAUGUGUUUAUUAUUAUAAAACAAAUGUCUAAAUAGAUAGUCAAAUACAAUGAAUAUUAGAAAUUAUGUUUUCAUAAAUCAACUAGUUCUUAAAUUUGUUGGACUUUAUCCAAUAAGUAUUGUGAGAUAUGUUAUAUGUAUUAGUUGUAUUAUGCUUAUUAUUAUACCACAAAUAACGAUGAUUUGUACAAAUUGGAAUGACUUAAACAUUGUUAUGGAAAUAGGCUCAACUUUACUAACAAUUUCGCUUGCUAUGUUAAAAUCAGCAAUUUGGAUGUUCAAUAGAAAGAAUUUAGAGCUUUUUAUUGAAUUCAUGUUAACAGAUUACUGGAAAAUAAUUGAAGCUAAUGUUUUUGAAUACUUACAAAAAUAUGCAUUAUAUGCUAAAACCAUUACCAAAGGAUAUCUCAUUUCUAUGUGUAAUGCCUUAUUAUUUUUCUUUAGUUUACCUAUUAUCGAAAUAUUAAUUACAAAGCAUAAAGAUUCAGAUAAUUUUACUGUGAACUUUCCAUUUGCUGCAUCAUAUCCUGUGGCUUUUUAUAAAUUUCCCUUGUAUGAGAUUGCAUAUGCGUCUCAAAUAUUGGCAACAAGUAUUUGUUGUUUAGUCAUGCUUGCAACUGAUGGUCUAAUUGCAACUGCUCUACUUCAUACAUGCGGACAUUUUGCGGUACUUAGAAAAAAUGUAAAACAACUCGAUUCAUACAUCUAUCGUGUAUGUAUUAUAUUCUACUAUAUAUAUGUAUAUAAUUGUAAUGUUAUUUAUUUUAAAAUAAUCCAAUUAUUGCAGAUAACUAGUUUAAAGACUAAUUCAGAACACAUAAAUGCAAAUUUAUACGAAAUCAAAAUUCAAAUAAUACAUGUAAUCAAACAUCAUCAAGUAGUGCUUUGGUUUUGCGACAAUAUGGAAAAAAAUUUCCAUCUAAUACUCUUUUUACAAGCAAUGAUCAGUAGUCUCCUAAUUUGUUUCGUUGGAUUUCAGGUUUCUGCAACGUUAAUGGAACAGUCUAAAAUGAUUAAGUUUGCUUCUCAUUUAAUCGUGGCAUUUUUUCAAUUAUUACUUUUCUGUUUUCCUGGAGACAUGUUAAUACGAGAGAGUUUCAGUAUAAGCACAGCUGUAUAUUCCAUACAAUGGUCUCAAUUAGCAACUUUUGUUAAAGAUGAACUGUGUAUGAUCAUUGUGCGUUCUCAAAGACCUAGUUAUAUUACAGCAGGAAAAUUAUACAUAAUGCAUUUGGAAAAUUUUACAGCGAUACUCAGUACUGCAUUUUCAUAUUUUAUGAUGCUUCAGAGCUUCAAUUCAGAAUCUUAGUCUAGGAACUGGUUUGUAUAGUUUCAAUUUACUAAUAAUCAGUUGAUGUAUAAACAUUAAAUUAUUAAAUACUUAAUAAAUCACAAUAUUCUUUACAUGUAUGCGCCCCAUCCAAAGUACAUUUGACAAAGAUUAUCUACAUUAGUUGCUUCUAAAAUCAACUGAUUAGUUUGUCCCUCAACACUAAGAUUUAAAGCAAUGUUCUCUAAUUUUUUUCCAUGAUAUCGAAUUAAACCUUUGAGUCGUUGUUCUAUAUUUUUUAUAUGUUCCACAGCCUAAAAUUUUAAUUUUGUAUUUUAUGUUCCAUUUAUAUUAACAAUUUAUUGCAUUAUUAAUAUAUUAUAUUAUGGCUUACUUUUUCAUUUGUUUUCUCACCACCUUCACUAAUAUGAUUCUUAUUCCAGCUUACAAGUGGAUCAUAUACAAAUGGUGUUAAUACACUUAAUAAUGUGCUACUUUGUUGUCGGAGAACCCUCAUAGUUAUUUCACAAGCGCGCCUAAACGGUCCCUCAAUUUUUAAUGGUCCCAUAGCAUCUACCAUAUUAUGCGUUAAACGAAAUGGUACACGUUCUGGCCACUCAAACAAUUCUCCCUGAUAAUUGAAAUAUUUUUGAAUUAUUACAAUACUUAUGUAAACUACUUAGUCAUGUUUUGUCUUACUAGAUAUUAAAACAAAGAAUAAAUGUGAAGCAUUUAAAUUAUAUUGUGGUUUUAAUUUAUGAAUAAAUCUUUUACAUACCCUAUUAAACAAACAAUUAAAAUCUACGUGUACACAAUCUCCACAUUUAGAAUCAAAUAAUAUAUUUUCUCCAUGACGAUCUCCAAGGCCAAGAAUAUAUCCCACCAUAGACAUUACUGCUGUAGUUCUAAUAUAGGCA